AUAAAAAAUUAAUAGUUCUAAAUCCGUGAGAGCUUGACCUUAAGCAAACAAUAUCAUACUAAUGCGGUGUUGAGGUGAAGGUAUGCUCAGUCCCAACAUUGGUAUCAAAGUCCAGGUUCGUGCGGGCAAGAAUGGUGGACUGUGCUAUGUAGAGUUCUUGGUUUCCCUCUUGCCGGGGCCAAAGUGCCCCCGGAGAUGCAAGACCCCGACGUCGGUGAGAAUCGAUUGCUAUAUGAGUGGCUAUUUGACAAUCCAGAAGUUGUGGGCAGCGAUCCUUGACGCUUUGGGUCAAUUGUUGUAGGACAAACAACUGUAGGACAAACAACUAGAGCCCUUUAAGAUAUAUUCAUAUAAGUUUGUAAUUUUGCAUUAUAUUUGUUGUCUAAGAAUUUGUUUAGGAAUACUGUUAUGGAUUAACCUUGGUGUUUUGGAUAAAAUUUUAACGGUGUA
Molecule: messenger RNA, 450 nt
Organism: Cuscuta campestris
Lineage: Eukaryota; Viridiplantae; Streptophyta; Magnoliopsida; Solanales; Convolvulaceae
Source: the annotation of a GenBank genome assembly